CCUCCUGCUGCUGCUUACUUGUUUUAACUAAAUUACAAGGCAACUAGCAGCAGACAUGGCUGCUUGUCUGCAAAGUUGCAAACUUUGUAAAAAGAGUUUCCUUCUUUUGGCUUUUUCUCUCAGCUUCUGUUUUGCCUCAGUAUGUGCAGGGCCUUUUGAUUCAGCUCACCUCUAUCACCGCAGGGUCGGACCUAAUGAAGAUGAUAUCAUUGUUGCUAACAAUGGGAUCAGAGUGCCUUUUGGGCGGUCCGUGUUUCUGGACCCUGUAAAUGACCUGGUAACAGAAGUGCAGCCUGGUGACCGCUGUCAAAUCACAGUCCUGGACAAUGAUCCACUGGCCCAGAAGCCUGGGAUGCUAACCCCUAAAAAGUUUCCCUGUUCAUUUGGAUCUGAAGAAGUGAAAUACACGCAUUUUGGAUCAAGGAGCCCCAGUAAGGAUCGUGUGAAGCUGCAGCUUCGUUAUGACUCUCACACAGACACAGUCAUUGUCCCCUUCAUGUUGGAAGUAGAGGUUGUUUUCCAGCAGCUUGAGAUCCUCACCAGGAAUAUGCCCCUUAAUGUUGAAAAGCUCAAUGGAGAGAGCAAUCCUAUUGACAAAAAGGGCCUGGAGUUUUCCUAUGAGGAUGGUGUCACACAGUGUAAGAUCAGCACUCUGGUCGGCGCUGGAGGUCUUCCCAGGUAUGGCACUCUUUUGAACAACCCUUCCAAUGGCCAAAUGGUUGACUGUGAUGAGUUUGUGAAGCAGGGUAUUCGCUACAAGCACACGGCUAAAACCAACUCACCAAACAGAGACUAUAUUCCAAUGAUGGUAGAGCUGCAGGAUAACGAAGGAAACAUGAUAAUGCAAGAGCAUUUCCAAAUGAUGGUUAGAAUCAGAGAAGGUGCAGAGAACACUGCUCCCAAACCCAGCUUUGUAGCUAUGAUGAUGAUGGAGGUUGAUCAGUUUGUGAUGACAGCUAUUACAAGUGACAUGCUGUCAGCUGAAGAUGUCGAAUCUCACCCAGAUGACUUAAUCUUCAACAUCACGUCUCCACUGAACCCUCAGCAGGGUUAUAUCAUCAGCACAGAUGAUCAGAACUUUCCUAUCACCUCCUUCUAUCACAGGGACGUCAAAGAGCUUAAAAUAGCCUAUAAGCCACCCUCAGAUGACUCAGAACAAGAGAGGAUUUUUCAGCUAGAGUUUGAAAUUGUAGACACCGAUGGUGCAGUGUCAGAUCCAUUUGCUUUUAUGAUUGUGGUAAAGCCUAUGAAUACACUGGCUCCUGUUGCAACCAAAAAUACAGGGCAGCUAUUGUUUGAAGGGCAAUCUCGAGCUCUCUCCAGCUCUCAGAAUUUAGAGAUUAGUGAUGAGGAUAACCUGGAAGACGUGAGAAUCACAGUCAUCGAUGGUUUAAAGCACGGAGACCUUACCAUGCUUGGCACACGCAGGAAAUUCUUUACACCUGCCGAUCUAGACGCUGGCAUUGUUGUGUACCAGCAUGACGGCAGCGACACCUAUAGCGACAACAUUAUUUUUAGAAUGACUGACGGCAGUAAUGAAGUGGAGUUUUUGUUCCCCAUCACCAUUGUCCCCACUGAUGACGAGCCCCCUAUUAUUAAUGCAAACACUGGCUUGGUGUUGUUCAAGAAUGAAAUCAUGCAGAUCUCUCCAUUCAUCCUAAGUGCAACAGACAUCGAUUCAGAAGACUCCACUAUUGAGUUUGUUGUGGAGGCACCAUACUCCACCAUAGGGCAACUCCUGCUUAGGCAAGCAGAGCUACCGUCUGACCCAUCUCUGUGGAAGUUCAGCGAGACGGAUGAGAUGUUUGAGCAGGUGGUGACUGAGUGGCUUCAGCAGGACAUUCUGGAUGGAAAGCUGUUCUAUCGUCACAUCGGGCCCCACAGCACCACCACUGUAACCGAUAACUUUGUAUUCCGGGUCCAGGAUGAUAACGAUCCUCCCAAUCAAUCAGGCGAGCACACGUUCACUAUCAAAAUCCAUCCCGUUGAUGACCUUGCCCCAGAGCUUUUCCCAGGCACCACCCUUCACAUGACAGUGCAGGAAUAUGAGCUCACAUACUUUAGGAAGAAAUUUUUGUGUUAUACUGAUCUUGAUUCAGAUGACAGAGAUUUGAAGUACACCAUUACUAAGCCCCCGACUGACACAGAUGAGAACAAUCCAGCCCUCUUGGGUGAAAUUGUACUGACUGACAGCCCUGACACUGUAAUUACAGAGUUUACACAAGCCCAGGUUAAUCACCACAAAGUAGCUUAUAAGCCCCCAGACCAGGAAUUGGGCAUCACUCCAAAAGUGGCUCAGUUCACAUUCACUGUGGAAGACACAGCUGGCAACACAGCAGAUGGACUGUUCACCAUUUUCCUACAGCCGGUUGACAACAAACCUCCACUUAUCACCAACACAGGGUUUACUGUUUUGGAAAGAGGUACAUAUGUCAUUACCAGGAAGGAGCUGCACGCCACUGACACGGAUACAGAUGAUGACAAUAUCAUCUUCACGGUGACCCAGAUUCCCCAGUAUGGGCAGCUGCAGUAUUUGGGGAUUGAUAUGUCAAAUGGCGAAACAUUUGUGCUCGAAGACAUCACAACCGGUCGUCUAACUUACAUGCACGGAGGAAAAGAAUCUCUCACUGAUGUCAUUAAGCUCUCUGUAAGUGAUGGUUUCCAUGAGGUACCAAUUGCCAUCAGGAUCACAAUCGAGCCAGUUGAUGACAAAAGGCCCACGAUUAUGCUCCCACCCGGCCUGCUCGGAGCCUCCAUAGAUGUACUGGAGAAUGGAGCCACGGAGAUUACAAGUAACGUCAUUCAGGGCCACGAUGAAGAUACAGAUGACCUCAUGCUCACUUUUAUUGUUGAAGAACCUCCGAGACUGGGUGAAAUCCUGGUUAAUGGUGCUCUUGCUGAGAGAUUCACUCAGGAGGACAUAAUUAACGGGGUGGUUGUGUAUGCUCACACAUCUGGUGAAAUAGGUCCGACCAAAGAGCACGACUCCUUCAAUCUUACUUUGUCUGACAUGUCAGAGCAGUGGGUCGUUGGUGGCAACAAGAUCCAAGGUGUGACAGUCCAUGUGACAAUCCUUCCUGUUGACAGCAUCCCACCUGUUGUCAGCGUCGGCGAGCAGUUUAUAGUAGUGGAAGGGAAGAAGAACGUCAUUACUCUGGAGCAAAUUCAUGCCGAGGAUGUUGACACCAACAGCGAGGAUAUCUUGUGUACCAUCAUUGUCCAACCAACUUCUGGUUAUGUGGAGAACAUCUCACCAGCAGCAGGCUCAGAGAAGUCAAGAGCUGGGACGGCCAUCACCGCAUUCGCCAUUAAAGAAAUUUCCCUUGGCCACAUCUACUAUGUCCAAAGCAUCCACAAAGGGGUUGAACCUGUGGAAGAUCGUUUCACGUUCCGCUGCUCAGAUGGUAUUAACUUCUCUGAGCGCCACUUCUUCCCCAUAGUCAUCAUUCCAGCCAAUGAUGAGAAGCCUGAGAUUUUUGUCCGUGAGUUUGUGGUAAUGGAGGGAAUGAGUCUGGUCAUUGACACCCCAAUUCUGAACGCAGCUGAUGCUGACAUCCCCAAGAAUGAGCUGCACUUUGAGAUCAUCAAACCACCCAAGUAUGGGACAAUUGUUCAGCAGCUCAGCACUGGCACCAUCCCUGUGGAGAAGUUCAACUUGGAGCAGAUCAUAGAGGCAUCCAACAUUGUCUAUGAACAUGAUGAUUCUGAAACCAAGGAAGACAGCUUUGAAAUCAGGCUAUCUGAUGGAAAACACAAAGUGGAAAAAACAGUUCCUAUCGUGGUCAUUCCUGUUGAUGAUGAGACACCAAGAAUGGCCAUUAACGAUGGCCUCGAUGUGGAGAUCGGAGAAACAAAAGUGAUUAGCAACAGCGUUUUAAAGGCAACAGAUCUUGACUCAGAAGACAAGGAAUUAACUUAUGUUGUGCGAUACGGCCCUGGCCAAGGCUACCUUCAGCGUAUCAGCAAAUUUGGAGACGUUUUAGGAAAUAUCACCCUGGGAAUGAAUUUCACACAAGAUGAAAUUGACAGACAACUCAUUCAGUAUGUGCACACAGGCCAGGAAGGAAUCCGUGACCUGCUGAAAUUUGACGUCACAGAUGGUAUAAAUCCACUUAUUGACCGUUACUUUUACAUCAGCAUCGGAAGCAUUGAUAUGGUUUUUCCAGAUGUUGUUAACAAAGGUGUGACUCUCAAAGAAGGUGGAAAAGUAACUCUCACCACUGACCUACUCAGCACCUCUGACAUCAACAGCCCUGAUGAAUACCUCAGUUUUAGCAUCACGAGAGCGCCUAGUAGAGGGCACUUAGAGUGCACUGACCUCCCAGGUGUUCCUAUUUCCACCUUCACCCAGUUGCAGCUUGCUGGCAACAAGAUCUACUACAUCCACACCUCUGAUGAUGAAAUUAAAAUGGACAGCUUCGAGUUUGAGGUGACAGACGGCUACAAUCCCGUUUUCCGAACCUUCAGAGUGUCCAUCACCGAUGUGGAUAAUAAGAAACCUGUCUUAACCAUAACAAGGCUAGUUGUGGAGGAGGGAGAAUCCAAACUCAUCACACCUUUUGAACUUACUGCUGAAGACCGGGACACUCCAGACCACCUGCUGCGCUUUAUAAUCACGCAAGUGCCGGUACACGGUUUGCUGCUUUUCAACAACACCCAGCCAAUUACGACUUUUACCAAGCAGGACCUGAACGAGAACCUUAUCAGCUAUAAGCACGAUGGCACUGAGACCAGUGAAGACAGCUUCUCUUUCACUGUCACCGAUGGCACUCACACCGACUUUUACGUUUUCCCUAACACUGACUAUGAGACACGCAAACCCCAAAUGAUGACUAUUCACAUCAAUACGGUGGAUAACGGUGUCCCCCAGAUUUUGGUAAAUAAGGCUGCCGCUUCACUGAAAGUCCUCCCAACUGGACACCUGGGCUUUGUGAUCACCAGCAAGGUCCUUCGAUCAGAGGACCGGGACAGUCCCCAGAAGGUCUUGAAGUACAUGGUGUCCGAGGCUCCACUGCACGGCUUCAUCAUGAAUACCGCCGUGGGCAAUGACAGCAUCAAGACAUUCACACAAGCUGAUAUCAAUGACAUGAAGAUCUGCUAUGUGCUGUUGGAUGGGAGCAAUGCCACCAGUGAUAUCUUCUACUUCACAGUUGAAGACAACGGUGGAAAUAAACUAAAUCCCCAGCCAUUCCGACUCAACUGGGCCUGGAUAUCUCUGGAGAGGGAAUACUAUUUGGUGGAUGAAGAUGCCAAAUUCCUCGAGGUGACGCUGAAACGCAGAGGCUACCUGGGAGAAACUUCUUUUGUCAGUAUUGCCACUAAGGACGGCACAGCAGAGAAGGACAAGGAUUUCCGUGGUAAAGCCCAGAAGCAGGUUCAGUUCAACCCAGGCCAGACCACAGCGACCUGGAAAGUGAAAAUCUUCACAGACCAGGACUUUGAGACCUCGGAAACAUUUGAGAUACAGCUGUCAGACCCUGUCAUGGCUGUCCUGGAGUUUCCUGACGUCGCGACGGUGGAGAUUGUGGACCCUGGCGAUGAAUCGACCGUCUACAUCCCUCAGUCAGAGUUCAAGAUAGAGGAAGAUGUUGGAGAGCUGUUGGUGCCAGUGCGACGGUCAGGAGAUGCCAGCCAGGAGCUCAUGGUAGUUUGUUACACUCAGCAAGGAACAGCCACCGGCACCAUACCCAGCACAGUCCUUUCCUACUCUGACUACAUCACCCGGCCCGAGGACCACACCAGCGUGCUGCGCUUCGAUAAGGAUGAGCGAGAAAAAGCCUGUCGCAUCAUUAUCAUCGAUGACUCCCUUUACGAGGAAGAGGAGAGCUUUAACGUCAGCCUCAGCAUGCCCAUGGGGGGCCAGGUGGGCGCCAACUUCCCGUCUGCCAAAGUCACCAUUUUGGCAGACAGCGAUGACGAGCCAAUCAUCCGUUUCUCUGAGAUCAAGUAUAGUGUGCGUGAACCCCAGGUGAAAGGCGAAGUGGCCACAGUGAAGAUUCCUAUUCUUCGUUUUGGUGACACUUCAAAGGUUUCAGUAGUGAGGGUGCACACAAAGGAUGGGUCUGCAACCUCUGGAGAAGAUUAUAACCCGAUGUCAGAGGAUGUGGAGUUCAAGGAGGGCGAGAAGGAACACUUUGUGGAGAUUGAGGUCCUGUAUGACGGUCAGAGAGAGAUGAGAGAGGCCUUCACUGUGCACAUGAAGCCUGAUGACAAUAUGGUGGCUGAAAUACAGAUGAACAAGGCCAUUGUUUACAUUGAGGAGAUGGACAGUGUGGCAGAUGUUACUUUCCCUGCCAUCCCCCAAGUGGUUUCCCUUCUCAUGUAUGACGACACAUCUAAAAUGAAAGACAGACCCUACCCACCCAAUGGAUACCCUGUUGUUUGUGUGACGGCCUGCAACCCUAAAUAUCAUGACUUUGAUAAAACGGGUUCCAUCUGUGCCGCGGAGAACAUCAACGACACGCUCACUCAGUACCGCUGGCUCAUCAGCGCUCCCACCGGAUUAGAUGGAGUAACCAGCCCCAUGAGGGAAGUGGACACUAACACUUUCUUCACCAACACCAAGUCCAUCACCUUGGAUUCAAUCUACUUCCAAGCCGGCUCCAGGGUUCAGUGUGCAGCAAGGGCUUUCAAUGCCAACGGAGAUGCUGGCCUGGAGCUUGUCAGUUCUAUAGUUGUGAUCAGCAAAGAGGAGGGUAUGUGUCAGCCUCGUGUCCCAGGUACUGUUGGAGCUGAACCAUUCUCUGCAAAGAUUCGCUACACGGGUCCAGAUGAUCCAGACUUUCCCAACCUCAUCAAACUGACAGUCCACAUGCCUCACAUGGACGGAAUGCUGCCAGUGAUCUCCACAAGACCUCUGUCCAACUUUGAGCUUACCCUGAGCCCGGAUGGCACACGUGUGGGCAACCAUCGCUGCUCCAAUUUGCUGGACUUCAAUGAGAUCCAAACUGGCUACGGCUUCAUCACAGACGCAACAAAGAACCCUGAAAUAAUUGGGGAGACAUCGCCCUAUCAAUACAGCGUUGUCAUGCGUUCAGCCAACUCUCUGCGCUUUUACAGGAAUCUCAACUUAGAGGCCUGCCUCUGGGAGUUCACCAGCUACUAUGACAUGUCAGAGCUGCUGAACGACUGUGGAGGAUCCAUCGGAACCGAUGGACAGGUGCUGAACCUGGUCCAGUCUUAUGUCACCCUGCGUGUUCCUCUGUUUGUGUCUUACGUCUUCCACUCUCCGGUGGCUGUCGGAGGCUGGCAGCACUUUGACCUGCAAUCAGAGCUCAAGCUCACCUUUGUGUAUGACACAGCUAUUCUGUGGCAGGAUGGCAUUGGCAGCCCACCUGAAGCUGAACUACAAGGAGCCAUGUACCCCACCAGUAUGCGUAUAAAUGAGGAGGGCCGUCUCGUUGUCAACUUCAAGACCGAGGCACGCUUCAGGGGGCAGUUUGUCAUGUCUCAUCCAGGAACCAGCGUGUCAUCUAUGGUGAUAUGUGCUGACCACUCUGGGCUGACGUUCACUCUAGCCCUGGUCAGGACUGAGCCUACAUACAACCAGCCCAUGCAGCAGUGGAGCUUUGUCUCUGAUUUUGCUGUACGAGACUACUCCGGGACUUAUACAGUGAAGCUGGUCCCCUGCAUUGCAUCACCCAAUGGGGAGUUCAGCAUCCCUCCUGUCUGCCACCCAAGGGAGCCGCUUACUUUUGAUAUGGACAUUCGCUUCCAGCAGGUGAGUGACCCGGUGGCAGCCGAGUUCAGCCUCAACACACAAAUGUUCCUGCUGUCCAAGAAAGAGCUGUGGUUGUCCGACGGCUCCAUGGGAUUUGGAGAAGGAACCGAUGCUGCUUUUUCAGAAGGCUCCAUGAUUUAUGGCCGUGUGAUGGUGGAUCCAGUCCAGAACCUGGGUGACUCCUUCUCCUGCAGCAUUGAGAAAGUCUUCCUCUGCACCGGAAUGGACGGUUACGUUCCCAAAUACAACCCCACUAACAAAGAGUAUGGCUGCCUGGCAGACGCACCCUCUCUACUGCACAGAUUCAAGAUCCUGGACAAAGCCCAGCCAGAGACUCAAGCUACAUCAUUUGGUGACGUUUCUUUUAAGGCCACACUGGCGCAGGACACACCAGGAGCUCUGUCUUUGAUCAGACAGCCAGGCACAGACGGCUUCACACUGUCUUCCUCCCCACUUUUCCAGGUGGCUGCUGGUCGAGAAUGGUUCAUCCACACCAUCUACACUGUCCGCUCCAGAGAAAAUGCCAACCGCAACAUUGGCAAGCGCAGUGUGGAGUACCUCCAUCACAGCAUCUCCUCUGUUGAGCAGCCCCGCUCCUCCACCCGCCACCACCGUGCCGCCCCCUCUUUCUCGGCUCCUGCUGUAGCCCAAGACAUCGGUAUCGAAAACAAUCGGGGCACCAACAUCCAGCACAUCGCCCUGGACCGAAGAGACCGCAUUGUGGUCAGCCAGCGCCAGCCUUGGCUCCCUAAUCGUGACAGUUUCUUAGAGCGCCCCCUGCUGGAGAGUUCAGGCAGAGAGCUGACUGAUACUUCCACUAUACCUUUGCUGGUGGGCGUCGCAGGCCUGAUCCUCCUCACAUGCGUCAUUGCCACCGUCGUCAUUCUCCUGCUGCGGCGCAAGAAGCGUGAAAAGAAGAGCCAGUACCCUCCUUACGCCAUCUCCUCUUCUUCGGCCUACAACGGUUAUAGUCACAGCCCAGCAGGCAUGUGGGGUGGCUCAGACAGCUCAGAGGUGUAAAUGUGGGCCCAGCUCCAGUUCAAACAUCUGUCCCCUAUUAAAGGGACUUUGAUAAGUCUCCUCCACCAAUGUGCCUUCGAUGCCAAACUUGUGUAGCACUGAAAAGAGCCCAGAACAGUCUGUGGACAGCAAAGGAUGUCGGUACUCGGGGCCCACAGGGAGUGAAUGCACCAGAAUAAUGAGGCUUGCUGAUCUCUGAUAAUUGUCUUUAAUUUACUGUACGUUCGUGCCUUUAUUACAACCUAUGCAGGAUCAUGGAUAUAAGUAGAAGCCCCUCAAAAUAUAUGUUUCAUUUAGGUUCCAAGUUGUAAAAUAUCACUCUUUAUCCAGUGUUUGCAAAUGCAUGUAAUGUAGUAACUCGUGAGUAAAUGGCAUCCUUGUUUAAAUCUCAUAAAAGCAAAUUAUUUUCUAUUCACAAAGUCUUUUUUUUUUUGUUAAUUACUGUAUUUCACCAUGUUCAUUAUGUUUUUUUAGUGGAGAGCAAAAAGGACUGAAUGUUAGUCAAAACUGACCUUAAUGAAUGAUGUGAUUCUUUUUCCUUCUAUAAGAAGCCUGCAAUACUACUACUGAUAAGAGUACUACUGUGGUGUCACUGAAAGGGAUUGUAAAUGUUAUUUUAGUCUUUUGAGAAUGCAGAAAUCCACUUUUUUUUUUUUUUUUACAUUUUCUAGAUAAAUGUGGCUAAAAUCAGAUGCACACCUAUCCGUGUACAUAUCAAUGUAGGACUAUGGGUAAAAGGAAAAAAGUAUUACUACACCCUGGUGAAACUUGAAAAAAGAAAAAUCUGUCUGGUUUGUUGAUCAAGGCCUGAAAACAAGUGCAGUAUAAAAACGAUACUUUUUCCUUCUACAUGUGACAGCAUAUUUUAAUGUGCCAACUAUUAGUAGACUUUUAUGGCUUAUUAACUUUGUGAAAUUUUUCCAAAUACUGGAUGUAUGUAAACUUAAGCUGCCAAACUGAAAAGAAAUAUUUUAUGAACGUGUCAUUUAUCAGCUUUUUUGUUUGUUUUUUUAAAAAAGGGGGGGAGAUUUAUUUGCGAUGCUCAAAAAGACAUUUUCUACAAUAUAAGAUACAAGAACAGAUGUUUUCUUAAAAAUAAAAAAGGGUACAUAUUGUUUGUUUCA
Neolamprologus brichardi is the source of this 9864-nucleotide messenger RNA. Lineage: Eukaryota; Metazoa; Chordata; Actinopteri; Cichliformes; Cichlidae. The record is from RefSeq and is a predicted model, not a curated record.